This is a messenger RNA of Motacilla alba alba, 2495 nucleotides long. RefSeq names its product polymeric immunoglobulin receptor-like. Lineage: Eukaryota; Metazoa; Chordata; Aves; Passeriformes; Motacillidae. The transcript is spliced from 11 exons. Bases 172 to 2034 code for a protein of 620 amino acids. The record is from RefSeq and is a predicted model, not a curated record.
CACAACAGGUGGAAACGCAGGGCAGAAGGUGCAGGGAGUAUUUAAAGCAGGCUGGCACUGCCACAGCCCCACAGGGACACGGGACACGGGACAGUCACAGCAGCUCCUGGGGUCAGCCUGAGAGGGAAAGAGGGAAGUGCCAAGAGGAGCCUGGAGUGGAAUGCAAGAAAAAUGACUUUACUGGCGUUCCUCUUGCUGCUCGCCUUGGUCCCAGCCGGGUCUGCAAGAGGCAGACACCCCCCCAAGGCAGCCAUCUCCAGCCCCGUGUUCGGCCCCCGGCAGGUGUAUGGCGUGCUGGGCGGCUCGGUCACCGUGAAAUGCUUCUACCCACCCACCCCGGUGAACAGACACGACAGGAAAUACUGGUGCAGGCAGCGGGGCUCCGCCUGCUUCACUGUGGUGUCCCCUGACUACGUGGCUGAUGGCUACCAGGGCAGAAUCACCCUCACCGACCACCCCGAGGCAGAACAUUUCCUGAUCAACAUCUCAGCGCUGGAGCAGGGGGAUGCUGGCACCUACCAGUGUGGCGUGGGGGUCAAUGGCAGAGGGCUCUCCUUCAGAGUCACUCUCAGCGUUGCUGAAGCCCCGCCUGUUCCUGAGGCACCCGAGCUCUUCUACGUGAAGCUCCGCAGCACCUGGAGCGUGACCUGCGGCUUUGGGAAGGACACGGCCGAGCUGAAGAGAUACCUGUGCAAGAAGGAGAAGGAAGGCUGCCGGAACAUUAUUAACACCUAUCAGGAUAAAGAUGUCCCAGCAAGAGUUCAGCUGACUCAUGAGGACCCUCCAGGCUCGUUCCGUGUCACCAUGACUCAGAUGGACUGGGAAGAUGCAGGCUUGUACUACUGUGGGGCCGGUGAAUAUGGGAAGGACAACACAAGCAAGGCACUGGACGUGUUUAUCUACGAGGACAAAAAUUUCCCUCACUUAAAGACCAACAUAACUGCAAAAAAUGGAAGUUCAGCAACCUUUGAGUGCCUCUAUGAGCCUCUAAUGAAUUCCUCCACGAGGUUCUGGUGCAAGCGGGAAGGCAAGAGAUGUGACAUAAUCAUAGACAACACUGGGUAUGUGAAGGAGAACUAUGAAGGAAGAGUGGCCAUGUUCGAGAACCCCAAAAAUAAAACUGUCGCCAUCAUCCUGAACCAGCUGCGGAUCGAGGACGAAGGCAAUUACUGGUGCAUGUCAAACGAGCUGAGGGAUCUGCAAUCAUCAACAGAACUGACGGUUGUACCAGGAGAACCUGCCCUGACGGGAAAGAAGAACGUGACGGCACAAGUGGGCUCACGGGUGAAUUUAACCUGCUGCUACCCCUGCAAGUACUACUCCUUCGAGAAGUACUGGUGCAGGUGGAACAAGACGGGCUGUGCCAUGCUGCCAGCGCAGCCGCAGGGGCUGCCAGAGCCGGGGGACGCCUGCGAGCGCUCCGCCAGGACGGUGGUGCUGAGCCUGGGCCCGCUGGCCCGGGAGGAUGAAGGCUGGUACUGGUGCGGGGUGAAGCGCCACGGGGUCUUCGGGGAAGCCAUGGCCGUGUGGCUGAGCGCAGAGGGAGAAGCUGUUCCCCCAGGAGGAGCCUACAGCGACGCUGAGGUGCGGAAAGGAGCUGCCCCAGAAAGCCCUGAUGAAAGCCAUGGCUCCAACACUCUGGCCUUGGUGCUGGGCCCUCUUGCUGGCCUGAUCCUGAUUGUGGUGACAGCUUUUGCCAUUGUCAAAUACAGGCAGCUGAAGAGAUCGGACCUGGUGUCCGUGGGGAGCUACAGGACCAACAUCAGCAUGUCAGACUUUGAGAGCGUGAGGGACUUCAGUGCCAGCAACAGCGUGAAGGAGAGCCAGGAGACCCCCAUGGGAGGGGAUGAGUUCAUCACCACCACGGACACUCCAGAAAGUGAUGCCACCACAACGAAGGCAAAAAGGAGCUCCAAGGAGGACGCUGACCUCGCCUACUCCUCCUUCCUCGUCACCUCCAGCAGCAUUGCCCAGGGCAGCUCCGGGGGGGACAGCGCUGUCCUGGACCUGUCCCCACCCCAGGACCGCGUCUGAGGGGAGGUGGCAGCUCUGGGACCGGCCCUGCCUUGAGGAUCACGGUGUCAGCAAACAACACUGUUCAUUUCUCCCACAAUUUGCUAUAGCUUGACCUGGUUUUUUGCUUAAAUUCAGCUUCGAGUGGUGAUUUUGGAGGAAUGGUUUGAUGGCAAGGGGGGCUGGAAGUGCAGGUCUGAGUGAGGAGGUCGGGCUGGGAAACAGCAGGAAUUCAAGUGGCUCAUCCCACCAGCAGCCCCAGUUCCUACACUGGGCUCUCACAGGCCAGAAGGAGCAUUGUGAAAAAAAAGAGAAAAAAAAAUCCCAUUUUCUUUUAAAGGCAGCUGGGAAACCCUUUAGAACAGCGUCUGAUGCUCUUGAUUCCUCUGAGCUUUCCCGACCUGAGGGCAGCACCUGCAGGCCAGACCUGUCUGGAGUGUUUGUGUGCACGAGCAAUAAAGAAUCCAGUGGCUUUCAGCAGA